Molecule: messenger RNA, 621 nt
Organism: Zootermopsis nevadensis
Lineage: Eukaryota; Metazoa; Arthropoda; Insecta; Blattodea; Termopsidae
Source: RefSeq, a predicted model, not a curated record
CUACGCAAAUAUGACCAGCUGUCUAUAGCUGGAAUUACAAAUGCUUGUUUUGAGCCUGCCAACCAGAUGGUGAGGUGUGACCCAGCAGAUGGAAAGUACAUGGCCGGAUGCAUGCUAUACAGAGGGGACGUUGUGCACACUACCAAAGCGACCAUCAUGAAUGAGCGCUUGAUCCAAUUCACGGACGGGUGUCCACCUGACUUCAUUGUUGGCAUCAACUCCAAGCCACCAACUGUGGUAUCAGGAGGUGACCUGGCAGAGGCAGCGCUUGCACUCUGCAUGUUGUCCAACAUGACUGCCAUUUCGAAGGUCUUUAAUCAGAUUAGGAGCUCUGUCAGGCACAAUUACAGUAAAAGUAAUGUUGAUGAUUUCUUGUGUGGGAGUAUGGAUGAACUCGAGUCGUUUGAAGCUCGCAACGAGCUUAGAAAGCUGGUGAGAGAUUACGAGAAGGCAGGCAGGCAUUCAGUUGUAAGGAGAAUGAGAGGGGGCAGAGGAAUAUUGAAUGUCUGCUCCAGUUUCAAUUUUGGUUGUCAGUAUUGUAAGAAUUUUGUGUUUGUCAAAUAAUGUUUCAACCUGUCCAUCAGUGCUUGCCAAUGUAAUAAAGUGAGUUCAUUUUGAAAG